Molecule: messenger RNA, 1771 nt
Organism: Daldinia caldariorum
Lineage: Eukaryota; Fungi; Ascomycota; Sordariomycetes; Xylariales; Hypoxylaceae
Exons: 1
Coding region: 485-1555 (356 amino acids)
Source: RefSeq, a predicted model, not a curated record
CCGCAGGAAUAAAUCGUAAAAAAUUGAAAAAAGUAAUAAUUAUAUACAUAAUCUUCUAACAAAUAUUACGAUAUUUUCUAUUUAUUUUUCAUAGUACUUAUUGUUCGACAGAAUUGAAAAUCUAAGAAUGCCAAGACCCGGCCAUUAAUUUUCGAGCCUGACGGACCUCCUACCUACCUCCUACCCAACUUACCCAACUUACAUACUAGCCUCGCUAAUCUCUUGAUUCACACUUUGACCCUACCUUAAUAUUCACAAAAGACUUAUUUGCUCUUCAUCAUCACCACCGAUUCAAACCUGAUUCGAAGGGAUAAAUCGGACAACUCACCUUCAAAAUGCCAAACUAAAAUUCAUCCCAACCUAUUAUAUACCAACACAAUUUACCAAUGGACGGCCAACUCUAAGUCUUAUAAGCUCUCCAUUAGAGCUUUGUAGACAAAGCAACUACUCUUAAAUACGCAUAGUGUGAAGAGUUAGAGAAAGUAUGGCAGAAUCGUCACCGCUAAAAGCUACUCCUAAGCGUAAGCGCGACGAUGUGCUCAACGAGCGACGCGUUGUCGACUCUUCCCUAAAUACGUAUAGCCUACCUAGAACUACCUUCUCCUUUCAACCUCCGCUGCUGAAACCAGUGGAGACCUCUCGAAACGAUGAUCCUGAGGAUGGUAACAGUAGCCCUCGAAGUAAGGUCGCUCAGAAAUUCCAAGAACUAGCCCUUGGAAGUGGGGGCGGGGUAAUUCGCAAUGACAGGGUCGAUGGCUCUGUUUUAAAGGGAACGCGAACGGAAACAGGAUCGGAUGAGGCUAGUCCACAAUUUGCAAUUGAUAGCCCAAGGUUUUCGCCAGAGCUCACCAUCUUCGAUUUUGAUGGAGGUAUCAAAGGUAGCACGUCUAUCGAAGACAUGCAGCUCGACGAUGACGAUACCGCAUCGCGUAAGCGUAUCAAGUUAGCUAACCUUACCGAACAUCCAAACGCUUCUAAGGUAGGACCGGAGGGAGAAGCAUACGUAACGGAUCCUAACCCUCCUGGGCCUCCUCACUCGCCUCGAUUCACCUUGCAAACAGCCGUGGACCCUGCUAUAUUAAGGACGGCGAAGACGGAAGGUUCAGGUCGUCUUCAAAAAUCGUACCCAUCUAUCAACCGCCUAUCGGAAUCUAAAUCGCGCGUUCGAAAACGAUCGGGUACCCCUCCUUUAGCAAAGCGUAAAACGACAGAAGCCUCCGCCGAGGAAGAACAUACUAUCAUUGACCCCGUUCGUGCAGCACUUACGUGGCAUGAAGAUGAAAUUACUAUAUAUGAUCCCGAGGAUAAAGAUGACGACGGUACUGGUAUCAACGGUAUUGGCUUCAGACCAACUCCUGCUUUAGCAUACGCGCGGGCGCAGAAACGAAGACAGCAGCUGGCUGAGUAUAGAAAACGCGAGGAGAGCGAAGCCAGAGCGAAGAGAAGCCAACGUCGUCGACAACGGGUCGGGAACGCCGUGGAAUUGGAGAGAAAACACCCUUUGGCACGAGUUCGUUUCUCAGAUGCAGAACCAACUACUGUCGUCACGACUUGAUAGUAUUUGUUCAUUCACCACUCUGAUUUUAACAAUAUUUUUAUGGGAUUGGGGCGUUAGGUGGACAUAGUUAACUGGCAACGAUUUGAGAUUAACAGGGCGUUGAAUAGUUGCGAUGCGAAUUAUAGCCCCAAAGGGUCGACAUGACAGCAAGACUGCCUUUAUCUAUUUGAAGCCUGUUUGAUUUUACUUUUAUUUUACUCUUAUUUUUUUUAC